CAAUUUCAGUCGAAGCGCGUCAGGCAGACCGAACGAGCGGGCGGGUGGAUCAAACGAUCGAGGCAGCGAGGAUCGGUGUCGGCGCCUCUCUGGAUUUUUCAAUCUUCGGCCAAGAGACAGAAAGAAAAGGAAGGAGAGAGAAUAUAGCUGCAAGCGCGCUCGGUCUGAAGUUUGCGCGCGGUAUGAACGUAGGUGCAUACCAUGUGGCUCCCUUCGCGCGCCUUCGUCCCCUCCCCGCCUAAGCUGGUGCUGCGCGCGUUAGUACAGCACAAUUCAGCGUCAUUCAGUCAGUUUUUCUCAUCGCGCGUGUUCGGUUCGUUGUGUGUAUCGCGCGUCGUGGGAUUCAUCCGGCGAUUGUAUCAUUAGGAUUCGCGGGGCGAGUGAUUUUUCCGCGGAUUCAGCUGGAGCGACUCCGUGUUCAAGCAAAAAAUUCGGCAAGUCGAGUGUAAAUGGCGACGUUUGCGGAACUUUCGGAGCCUCGACGGUUCGCCCAGGCAGGUAAUUAGUGAGAAGAUAUCUCGACGUUGACUUUCGAGAUGGUCCUUCGCGAGGAUAUACGACGUUUGCCGGAAUAAUUACGUGGUAACACGACGACGAGACGAACACCGGCGUCUGCAUUUGUGUACGUGCUGCGCGCGCGCGCGCGCACGGGUGUGUAUGUGUAUGUGUGUCGCCAUGAACGAAAAUCGAUAGGAAGGAAAGGAUUGCCCUCGCCUGCGAUCGAGAAUGGAAUUCGGGAGCUACAAGGGCACCGGACCCCGCAUUAGGGUCCGCAGGCGAGCCGAAUUGGGCAGACGGCUCACCAGGAGGCUGUCCCUCGUCGCGAAAAUGCCGGCUGCGAUUCUCAGUAAGGCGAACCAACCAGAGCCGAGACCGGUCGAGAUCACGGCGAUUGCACCUGACAAGACGCAGCUCACGUUAUCAGCCUCAUCGCCCGGAGCUAUUUCUUCCGUGGUCGCCCCGAUACUACUGAAAUAUCGAGUAUGCAGGCCUCGAUUGCUGCUUGCAGGCUCAAGGGCCGAGGUUGAUCCUGCAGCCGAUGUAGCUCUUUUACACGGCGAAGUUUUACUUAUCGAGGAUUUCGCCCGACAAUACAAUGCAAUUGGAGAUACAGAUCGCAGGUACAGAGCCACAGAGAAGUUGUUACAUGCGGAAGAAGAAUAUCAUGAAAUAUUGUGCAGUGCCAAAGAAUUGUAUGCACGUCCGUUGGCACGAAGUUACCCCGAAUUUCACGAUGUUAUCUUUCAACCCCUCGCAGAUUUAUCGCGGGUCAGUGCGGAACACUGCCAAAGGAUCCGUGGUAUACUUGAGAAUUGGGACAGCAGUACCUUCAAGUCGAGUGACUUAUUUCCCGGCUCGUUUUGGAAUUCUUACUGGGAAUACUUGGAGAGAUACAGCGAGGCUAGAAGAACAUUGGAUGAGCUGAGAGCGACCGAGGACCCUCUGUUGCACUUUCUCAGCCUUAGACAGGCGGCCGCGAGACACUCGCCCUCGUCCUUACUUCUCUUACCGGUGCAGAGGCUUGCCGACUACGAGAGGUACUUGGGACAGGAAGCGAGGACUUUGAUAGAUAACGAAUGCAUUGACAGCGGGACAGUUUUGCACCGUGGUCAAUUAGAGGGUGAUCUUCAUCGUAUCCAGGAAUUGUUUCCCGGCGAUAACUUGCGAUUACACGAGCGAGAUGUCGUCACCAUGAAAAUGAAGAACAUAUUACGUAAAAGGAAUAGCGGUACUCCAGCUAGAUUAACGAGAGGACUCUCUCAGAAGACUCUGGAUAUUCCGGAUAAUUCCCCAUCUCCAAAAUCGCCAACUCGAACUUUUCUCUUGGAGACACCAGUCCAAUUUACCACGGGCAUGCAAUCUCAGGAGAGGCAUCUCUUUCUCUUCACUGAUCUUCUGCUGAUCGCGAAAGCACGCAGCGGUGGAAACUUCAAGUUGAAGCAGACCGUGAGGAUGAGCGAGCUCUGGCUCACAUCGGGUCACAUAGAGGACGUGGCAGAAACCAGCAAAUCCGCGGAAACUAGCUUCGUUCUCGGCUGGCCCACCACAAAUGUCGUGGCCACUUUCAUGACCGCUGCGGCGCGAGAUCUUUGGUGGGGACGUCUAAACGAUCUCGUACGAGAGGAGAGUAUGAAGGAACCGCCACAUACAAAUAUUCAAAUCGUAUACCACGACAAUGACACGAACAGCGACUACUAUAAAACGAUCAUGGUUGGCUCCGAGAUGACGGCCCAGACCUGUGUGAAUAUGGCGGUGCCGUUGUGGGAUCUUCAAGGACCCUUCCAGUUGUGGGCCCGAACGUUCCCGGACGAGACGCCGUAUCCAUUGAUAGGACACGAGCGACCAUUCGCCGUGAAAAUGUCGCGUCUACGACACAUGCUAUCGGCGGAUGAGGGUUUCGAUCUAGAACAUAUCAACAACAGCGGCCUUGAUCUGUGUCAUUUUGUCCUUAGACCCGUGAUGAAAACGCCCGCGAAGAAAAACAACCGAUCGAAAAUAACCGGUCUGUUACGGCGUUCGCUGUCGUUGAAUCCCAGUCUUUUUGGCGUGAAUUUGUCACGGCUGGAUGAAAAUGGCUUGCCCAAGCCUGUUCUGGUGAUGCUGCAGCAGCUGUUCGCAAAGGGCCCGUUCACGCAGGGAAUAUUCCGCAAGUCCGCGAACGUUCGAAUUGUUCGAGAGUUGCGAGAUCAAAUCGAAUCUACGGGAGAUCUCAGUUGUCUAGAAGACGCGCCAAUCAUAGCUGUAGCUGCUUUGCUGAAGGAGUUUUUAAGAUCUCUACCAGAUCCUCUCUUGACUUCUCACUUGUUUCCUCUCUGGAUGGAUAGCUUGGAUACGCCAAAUCCCGUUCAAACCAUGAAAAGCAUUCUGGAUAGGCUUCCGAAGGCGAAUUAUACGUUACUUUCGCAUUUAAUCUGCGUGCUACAUCAUGUGGCAAGACGAUCGAAACGUAAUCUCAUGUGCGCCAGCAAUCUUGGCGUCUGUUGUGGCCCGAGUUUACUUUGGUCAUCAAAUCCGUCAGUGAAUCAGAGUAGAGCGAUUCCAACAAUCACCGAAAUGUUGAUCCGUCAUUGCGAGGAUUUGUUCGGUGCUGGCGUUACGCAACUCCUUGGAGAAGACACACGUAGUGAUAGCGGAGCCGAGGAAAGCACCGAUAGUCUUCACUCAGGUGGGAUAUCCUUGGAUAGUCUAGAUCUGACGGAGGCACCACGUAGAGAUCCCAUGUCCCUGUCAAGAGACUCAGGCUUAACCUUGUCAGACUGCCAAUUAUUUAUUCCGGAAUCGCCCGUAGGUUCGGAAGAUUCCGCUCCGAACGCUUCAUCGUCUAGUAAUUACGAUAAACCUCUCGCGAAGGAAGAAAAGUCCAAUAACAAAUCCUAUGUUCCGGUGUAUAGAUGCGGAUGGGAAGAAAGGCUCAAUGGUUACGCGUCCAGUAGUCAUAAUCAUACGAAUAGCACGGAGCAUAACUUUCGAGAGGAAAAGGCUAAUGCGUGUUACUCCAAUCCACCCCAAUCCAAUUUUCAGCGACAGGAUUGGCUACGAGCACAGCUCAAGAGAACACCAAGAACAAACAAAUUGGAUGAGCAUGAGCACCGAAAAGAAAGAUUCAGCGAUAAAGAUAUAUACGAUAGGGAGUAUCUCAGACAAGACGCGAUGAAGGAGAACGUGGAGAAUUGCAAGACUUAUCGUAGUAGGCAGUUGAAUGUAACGUAUGAUAUAUUACCGGAAGAUUACGACAGCAAGAGCUCGCAGCAAGAUAUUCGAAGCGCCGAACGAGUGUCGAUUCACGACUCAGAACAGGAUCUGACAAGGGGCAGCGAUACGCUCCGGUCAGACAACGAUCGUUAUGAAUUUAAGAAGAAAGAGUGCUUCAACGAGUUUAAGAAAGUCAAAUCCUCCGAGGUCCAGUACGUAAGUCUGGAAUCACCGAUGGCGGAGAAAGAACGUCGUCGCCAAGUCCGUGAUUGCGAACUAUACGAAGACUAUGUAAGAACGAAAGCGAUAUACAUAGAAGCGCUGAAAUACUGCAAAAGUAAAGAAACGAACGGUGAGUCGGACGGCAAGAUUAAUUAUUGCGAAGACAGAAGUCGAUCGAGCGAAGUUUAUGUAACCGCGGAUACAAACGAUUCAUACAAAAGUGUGAUAAUCGACAACCUCAGCGAAGACGAGCAGGAGGAAAGGACGUCAUGGCCGGACACACCGCCACCUUUACCACCGAGGCUCAGACAUUUACCGCCGGUGCAUAUGAAUCUCGAGGAUAGGCACAAAGUGGCCGGUAGGUCCAGGUCUCUGCCGCCACCACCUCCCUAUCGACCACCGCCACAACCUCGCGCUCCCAUCACCACGAGGCAUCUGGGCUUCGCUAGAUCCGUCGUUGAUGAUGAGAGCUAUGUUUGAGUACAGAAAACGGAUCUGUGCUACCUCACAGGCCUCAUUGACCCCUGUCUAUUAUCAUUUAUCAUUGAACAUAUGUAAUGUCUAAGUCGUAGAUCUGCUCUACGACGACUGAACCUAGUCCAAAACCGAAACACAUACAUGCGUAGUAUCAAGAACAAUGAAGAAGCCGUGGUGUUUGAAAGCGCAUCUUCACGGUUUUUUUAUAAGAGUGACGAGUACUUCGUCCUUCUUUGAUCAAACUUAGAAAUAACGAGAACGAUAAUGAACGAAAUAAAUUUUACAUGUGAGACGGUCAAAGUGGAAUUCGCUGUUUUUGUGCCGCCGACAAUAGAUCUUGGUCCGUAUUCUCGUCACUUUCAGCAUUAUUUUUAUUCGAUAUUCAUCUUUGCUAAAAAAAUCAAUUUUUGUAUAAAAACAAAAAAUAUUUCAAUUUAAACGAUCAUAUUCACACUCAUAUACACACAUGCAUACAAUUAAAGCGAGGAUCCGGACCUAUUAUUCAGUGAUUCAGGGUGCUUCCACGAAAAUGUUAGUACAUACUGUAUUAAUAUUUGCGUAUUUAAGUAGCUAACUAACGUAGAUUAAAUAAUGAACAAUAUUAGCGUCAAGAUGAUAAUAUGAGUAAUUUUUUCUUCUUACAUAAAUAUAAUCCUUGUAAAAAGUAUCAUUAAAAAGAUUUCCUACAAAUGUAUCAAGAAAGUUUUGUGGAAACACAAUUUGACGUUGUCUUAUUAAUAAUAUAUUAAUAAAUACAACAGUCGAUAAAUAUGUAACAUUUUUUUUGUAAUAUGUUUUAUAAUGUCUUAACCAGCAGAGAAUCUUUUAUUCUUGUAAAAAUUGAUUUUAACAGAUGUAUUUUCUAAAUCUAAUGUACUUUCUUAUCGAUAUUAUCGAUAUGUGACAUGUUUAUAUAUUUUAAGUUCGUAAAAAGUUGAAGGAGCAGUUGCGGAAACAGUUACAAUGAUAAAAUUCCAUAUAAAAACUCGAGAAAAUAAAUUUAUAAAAAGAUUUGUCAAAUCUUUUACUCGUGUAACUGAUAUUAAUUUGAAAGCUUUUUAAAUUUAUGAGAAUCGUAUAUUUUUCGGCGCUCUGUCUCUUUUUUUCUUUUUUUUAACUGAUCUAAGCAUUAUGUUUUUAGCUGUGUUUUAACAAAAUGUUAUUUUAAUGGAAUUACCAUUUUUCAAGAUGUUUUCUUCCACGUAUGUGUUCACAAAAUCUGUUAUUGCGUUUACCUCGAGCAAAAACGAUUCUUCUCUAUAAGCAUUAAUGAUAAUAAAUAAUAAUAAUAACAAUAUAUUUCGUUUCUGACAAUCGUAAUAUGAUUUGCAAAUAUAAGCCAUUGUGCGUGUAUAGUGCGAUUAUGUUUUUAGCAGAUACAAGAAACAGUGGAGUGUUAUUUUAUGAUUAGCCUUCUCGUUUUUUGUAUAUAUUAAAUUGUAAAACUGUCAUUUCUUUUAUAUCAUUAAACUUAUGAUACAAUAUGUAACACCCAUGAGGUAUGUAUACCUGUCUAAAUUAUAUAUGUUAUACUA
Camponotus floridanus (Florida carpenter ant) is the source of this 5927-nucleotide messenger RNA. Its product is annotated as rho GTPase-activating protein 20. Gene Ontology annotation, molecular function: GTPase activator activity; guanyl-nucleotide exchange factor activity. The transcript is spliced from 12 exons. Lineage: Eukaryota; Metazoa; Arthropoda; Insecta; Hymenoptera; Formicidae. Gene Ontology annotation, biological process: signal transduction. The record is from RefSeq and is a predicted model, not a curated record. The coding region runs from base 727 to 4395 and encodes 1222 amino acids.